This is a messenger RNA of Eurypyga helias (sunbittern), 1358 nucleotides long. Its product is annotated as utrophin-like. Gene Ontology annotation, cellular component: plasma membrane. NCBI's taxonomy places the organism in Eukaryota, Metazoa, Chordata, Aves, Eurypygiformes, Eurypygidae. Gene Ontology annotation, molecular function: protein binding; zinc ion binding. The transcript has 13 exons. The annotation marks the transcript as partial. The record is from RefSeq and is a predicted model, not a curated record. Gene Ontology annotation, biological process: synaptic signaling.
AUGUCAGCCAGUGAAGCAGUAUCUUCCAAAAUGGUUCUGUGCUGGAAAGGCAGCUGUGAGAUCAAUGCAAUCAAACUGAGACCUGCUGACUAUGGAAAUUUGGACCAUGAAAAGGUGUCUGUAGAGGAUCGCCUUAAACAGUUACAGGAGGCACACCGAGAUUUUGGGCCUGCAUCACAGCACUUUCUUUCCACCUCAGUACAGUUUCCAUGGCAGAGAUCUGUUUCACAUAACAAAGUGCCCUAUUAUAUCAAUCAUGAGACACAGACAACCUGUUGGGAUCAUCCUAGAAUGACUGAUCUCUUCCAAUCCUUAGCUGACCUGAACAACGUACGCUUCUCUGCCUACCGUACAGCCAUCAAAAUCCGAAGACUGCAGAAAGCACUGUGCUUGGACCUGUUAGACCUGAGUACAACAAGUGAAGUUUUCAAACAGCACAAGUUGAGUCAAAAUGACCAGCUGAUUGGUGUCCAGGAUGUGAUCAGCUGUCUCACUACUAUCUACAGUGGGCUUGAAGAGAAACACAAAGAUAUGGUGAAUGUUCCUCUCUGUGUAGACAUGUGUCUUAACUGGCUACUCAAUGUAUACGAUAGUGGCCGAACUGGAAAAAUUCGAGUGCAGUCCCUGAAAAUUGGCUUGAUCUCUCUCUCUAAGGGCCUUCUGGAAGAGAAGUACAGAUAUCUCUUCAAGGAGGUGGCAGGCCCCACCGAAAUGUGUGACCAGAGGCAGCUGGGCCUGCUGCUUCAUGAUGCUAUCCAGAUCCCACGGCAGCUUGGGGAAGUGGCAGCCUUCGGUGGCAGCAACAUUGAACCCAGCGUGCGCAGCUGUUUCCAACAGAAUCACAAUAAACCAGAAAUAACUGUAAAGCAAUUUAUAGAUUGGAUGCGCUUAGAGCCACAGUCUAUGGUAUGGCUACCAGUUCUACACCGCGUGGCAGCUUCAGAAACAGCAAAACAUCAGGCCAAGUGCAACAUCUGUAAAGAGUGUCCCAUUGUUGGCUUUAGGUACCGGAGCUUAAAACAUUUCAACUAUGACGUCUGUCAGAGCUGUUUCUUUUCUGGCCGUACAGCAAAGGGACACAAAUUGCAUUACCCAAUGGUGGAGUACUGUAUACCUACAACAUCUGGGGAAGAUGUACGGGACUUCACGAAAGUGUUGAAGAAUAAGUUCCGGUCAAAGAAGUAUUUUGCAAAGCAUCCCCGACUUGGCUACCUACCUGUGCAGACAGUAUUGGAGGGUGACAACCUGGAGACUCCUAUCACUCUCAUCAGUAUGUGGCCAGAGCAAUAUGAUCCUUCCCAGUCUCCACAGCUGUUUCAUGAUGACACACACUCCAGGAUAGAGCAGUAUGCUACUAG